Molecule: messenger RNA, 396 nt
Organism: Arctia plantaginis
Lineage: Eukaryota; Metazoa; Arthropoda; Insecta; Lepidoptera; Erebidae
Source: the annotation of a GenBank genome assembly
AUGAACCUUAAAGAACCUCGCGUAGCUGUGAUAACGCUUCGAGCACCACAAACCCAGCAGCGCAAGAAGGUCGUCUGGACCGAGGACACCGUCGACAACGAACAUAUGAAUAAAAAGAAAUCCAAAUGUUGUUGUGUAUACGAGAAACCCCACAAGUUUGGCGAAUCAGAUUCUGAGGACAGCGACGACGAAUGUGAACACUGUGCCGGACACGUUGAGAGGAGAAAACUGAAGAAAAGUGGAACACAACAGGCUGCUGAGAAUAGCGCUACUGCCACUCCUACUGUUCAGGAAGAAACUCAGCCAAGAGAACCAGACACGGUGAUAACUCUGCAACCAGUGGAACCUACACCUGCGCCCGCGCCGCCAGACAAGGACGCCGAUAAUACUGCAUAA